GUCAGUUCUUCGAGACGUCUCUUUGCCGCCUCGAGUAAUUCUUCUUUCUCAUGUAAUGACUUUUGGGCACCGUCAGCCGCCGAUCUUGAAUUCGCUGCGUUUCCCUUCGCCGUUUGCAUCGCGCGUUCGGCAGUUGGAAAAGGACAUUGCCGUGGUUGGCUCUUUUAAACGUCUACAAUCCCUUCCGUGGCAAUAGACUAAGCUGCUGGUCCAGUGAGGACUAUAAGAGCUCCGAUGACUGGGAAAGUAAUAUCAGUUGUUGGCUCUUUCUUCGAGCAAGGACAGCUCCAAUUCUCGUCAACGUUCGAUCAUUUCGAUCAUUGAAUAACCACCAAAUAUAGAAAAAAGAGAAAAAGAAAAUGAAGAUCCUCGCAUUGGUAUUAGCAUUGGCAUGUGCGGUCCAAUGUGGUAAGACAAAAAAGCAAGUACAUGAGCGAGAAGCGGGUAGUUACGAAUAUGGUUACGGAGGUCAUCCGGAAUCAGUGUUAUUAGAUCCUCACCUUUUGCAAGUAGAUUCAGUGGCUGUGCCCAGUGGUACUCACUUAUCAGAACACCGUCCAUCUCGGCCAGGUUAUAGUGUGGGUGGUCCUUUGGCAAGUAUUGCUCAAGGAGCGGCUGAACAGGCUCACACGCAAUUAGGAAAUCAACAUUCAGCAGCUGGACAGGCAGCUUUCAUGGCCAAGAACACAUUGGCUCAGGCAGCAGCACAGUCAGCUGCAACAGCAGCAGCAGCUUUAGCAGGUAAACAAAUCAUCGUGAUGGGUCUUGAACAACAAUCGAGAGAUGCUCACGUUGCCGUCGAUGGUGAAAAACUUCAAUUGCAACAAGCACAACGUGCUGCUACAGCUGCUCAAAAUACUGCUCAACAAGCGAUGCAUCAGGUUCAAGUAAUCACUGCAGCCUUGAACGCCGCUCAGGCUACUGCUGAUCACGCCAGUCAAGCUGCAGCCGAAGCUCAAGCUGAAUUAGCCGCUCAAACCACUAUGGUUGGCCAGGCAAAGGCCCGUGCCGAAACAAUCGAGGAACAACUCAAUGCAGCUCGUGUCGAUUUCGAAGCAACCCAAGCCGCCGCUCAAAAAGCUGCAAACGCUGCAUCCGCAGCCCAAUCGAAUGCCGCUGCUGCAGCAGCUCAUGCCGCAAAUGCUGCUGCUGCUAACGUUGCAGCUGCCACAGCUAGCAGUCAUCCCAGCGGUGCUCAUGGUGGUAGCCUCGUUGCUCACUUAGGCGAACCCCUUACGAACGCUGUACCCGUUGAUGCGUAUGAUUACAAAUCUGGGAUUUAUCAUUAUUGAUGAUUCUUUUCAAUUUUAGUUCGUCGACCU
Vespa mandarinia (Asian giant hornet) is the source of this 1322-nucleotide messenger RNA. RefSeq lists its product as uncharacterized. NCBI's taxonomy places the organism in Eukaryota, Metazoa, Arthropoda, Insecta, Hymenoptera, Vespidae. The record is from RefSeq and is a predicted model, not a curated record.